AUGGUGGAGACCAGGGACCUAGUGCAGCUGCGGCAGCUCAACCUGGAGCUCCUGAGGCAACUGUGGGUCGGGCAGGAUGCCGUGCGGCGGUCCGUGGCCAAGGCAGCCUCAGAGUCAAGCCUGGGCUCAAGCAGCAGCCAUGACUCAGAGAUGCCAUCGUCCCAAGAGAUGUCCUCAGUUUCCUCGAGAGCCUCCUGCCCACAAGAUGCCCGCCCUGGUGACCCCUGUGAUAGGUACUGGCCUGGCGAAGCCAGCUCUGGGAUGAAUACUCUCCCACCUGCCAAAUGCCUACACCAGGAGUCCCUGGGCCCUCCAAGGCCCCAUUCAGCUCCCUUACUGGCCAUCUCAGACUCAAGUGACUCAGAGCUUUCAGCAGAGCUGGACAGUCCAGGAACCCAGGAGACCCAGGCCCUGAGGUCCAUCUUGGCUCAACAGGGCAAGUUGUCUAAGCCAAGAGUGACCAACAAGGAGUCUCCAGUGCCUGAGAAGAGCUGGCGCCUGAGACCCUACCUGGGCUAUGACUGGAUUGCAGGGUCCCUGGACAACACCUUUCCUGUCACCAGCAAGCCUGAGGCCUUCUUCUCGAAGCUGCAGAAGUUCCGGGAAGCCAACAAGGAGGAGUGUAUUUGCAGUGACCCUGAACCCCGGUUCCUAGGCCUGCAGGAAGGUGAUGCUGUGGAGGGGAACCACGAAUGUGUGUACUGUUACCGUGUCAACCGGCGCCUGUUUCUGGUACCUGCGGACCCUGGCACCCCCUGCCGCCUCUGCAGGAAGCCACGGGACCAGCGGGGUGCAGGGACCCUGGCGGAGCCAGUGCAGGUCAGGGUGAGCCUCCCACUGUCCGUCCUGGAUCCCCCGCACCGGCACCGCAUCCACCGGCGGAAGAGCUUUGAUGCCUCUGAUACGCUGGCGCUGCCACGGCACUGCCUGCUGGGCUGGGACAUUAUCCCUCCGAAGUCAGAGGAAAGCUCAGCCCCCAAGAGCCUGGACCUCUGGUCCAGUGUCUCCCCUGAGGCGCACCAUCAGAAGCUAUCAGCCACCGGCUCUCCUAACCUGGCUGUGCCAAUGCGGGUUCCACUCCCCACCCCGAUCUGGUCAGAGCCCUCCUCCGUGCCUCGGCCCCGCUCACCCCGGCCGAAGCCCUGA
Rangifer tarandus platyrhynchus (Svalbard reindeer) is the source of this 1146-nucleotide messenger RNA. NCBI's taxonomy places the organism in Eukaryota, Metazoa, Chordata, Mammalia, Artiodactyla, Cervidae. The record is from the annotation of a GenBank genome assembly.